Messenger RNA from Aricia agestis (brown argus), 6355 nucleotides. It is a transcript of the gene Cep290, whose product is annotated as centrosomal protein of 290 kDa. NCBI's taxonomy places the organism in Eukaryota, Metazoa, Arthropoda, Insecta, Lepidoptera, Lycaenidae. Bases 1 to 6285 code for a protein of 2094 amino acids. The record is from RefSeq and is a predicted model, not a curated record. The transcript is spliced from 32 exons.
AUGGAAAGUGACUGGCGAGAAAUAUUGAGUUUAACACAAAACGAAGUAAGGGAUAUUGAUAAGGAUAAAAUAUGUGAGAGUUUGGCUUGGAUGGAGUCAGACGAUAUAGAUCUUAACUUUUCUGACUUAAAAGCUCUCUUUAGGCUUGCCCAAGAUAUUUUAAAAUACAAAACUGAACAGGUAAAUGGAUUAUUAGGGAAGUUAGAAAUUAAAAGUAAAAAAGCUAAAUCUAAAAAGAAAAAAAUAGUUACAGAUUCGCCUGAUAAAAGUUCUGAUGAUGUUGACGAAAAAAUUUCACGACAAAAAGAAAUAAUUAAAAACAAUAAAGAGGUUAUAGAACAAUUAGCUAACGAGAUCACUGAAUUAGAACAAAGGAGGAGCAAGCUUCAAGAUUCUUUGGAAAAAGCAGACGUUGAUAGUGAAUCCAGCCGUAAUACUCUAUCAGAGAUGAAUACCAUCGCGCAACUAGAAUCCGAUGUUCUUAAAAGAAACAAACAUAUAAAGAAGUUGAUGACAGAUAUAUCAGUACUUGAGGAAGAGAAUUCUCAGUUAAAAGAGAAACUGGCAGUUCUCAGAGAUAAAUUAAAAGAAUCGACUGUAAUAAUUACUAACAUAACUGAACAGCUACUUUCUAAGAACAGAGAAAAUGACCAGUUAAAAGAUGUAAUUGGUUCUUUAGAAAAAGAUAAAACUGAACUCGAAGGAGAGAUAGAAAAUCUCAAAACAGAUAAUAUUGACUUCGACAGUAAGUGCGAAAAAAUUGAAGAGGAUUACAAGACUAAAAUUCAACAAUACAAGAAUUUAUUGAAAGUGCAUAAAAAUGAAAUUCAACACUUGGCUGACAGAAACAUUGAAUUACAAGAAAGUCUACGUCAAGCAUCACAUGUUACUACAUCUCCUAAAAGACAACUCGUCAAAGAAGAUGCUAAAGUACGGGAGCUGCAAGAAAAAUUACUUGAAGCCUCAGAAGAAAUUUUACAUUCUGCCAAUUUAAUCAAAAAAUUAAAAACUGAAAUCAAACAUUUAAAAUUUACAAAGCAGGAUAGGCCCUUUAAAAUAGAAUCUGAAAAGAGAAACGAAAGUGACGAUGGCAAAGAAAGAAAUAUUAUCAGUAGUCUAAACAAAAAAAAUAAAGAACUUACAGCAGCUCUACAUGGUGCUGAAGAAAUGGUGUCUAUUCGGGAACAAGAGAUAGCUGAAAUCACGUCGCAAUUACAACUGUUGCAAACAGAUGAGGGAAUAAAUUCGCUCAUUAAAGGUAUAAAAAGUAAGAAACGAGAAUUAAAAAUCAAAGAUCAAGGCAUUAAAUCCUUAGUUAGUGAAGUUAAUAAUUUAAAUCAAAUAAUCGAUAAUUUACAACUUGAAAAUGAAUAUAUGCGAGAAAAAUUAAAUAUACCUGUUAAUAAAAAGGUUCCUACUUAUGGUAUUUUACAAAAACAUGAGGAAAUGAGGCAUAAAGUAAAUACAUUAGAAAAAACCUUAGAAGAAUGUGAAAAUAAAGUGAUAACUCUAGAAAUGGAGAUCAAAGAAAAGAACGAUGAAAUAAAAACAAUGCACUUAUUUAUGAAGGAAUCAGGUAUUGAUACCAAAAAUAGAGGUGAACGUGAAAUUAAUACAGAAAGUAAUUCUACAGAGCAGAUGUUGUCCCGAGAAAGUUUAUUAGAAGAAAAUGAGGGCUUAAGAAAUGGUUUAACGGAAAUUUUAAACUUCCUCAAAGAGAAUAGUUCAAGUACUUCUGGAAUAUUAGCCGUGCAAUGCCCAAGCCUAGAUGCUUUGUUACAAUCAAUGGAAGCGCGUCGAUUGUCUGGUUGGUUUUCACCCCAUAUGAAAACUAUUAUUGAACUAAGAACGGCAAUAGGCAGCAGAGAUGCUUUACUAACUGCUUUGCAUGAGUCCAGAAAAGAAACGUAUGAAAUUAUCAGUAAAUUAAACGACGAAACAAAUAAAUCUUUAGAGCUUCAAAAGCAGUUGGAAGAAUUGAAAUCAGAAGAUAAAAUAGUAAAACAGUCUAAAGAUAGAGCUGUUAAUGAAAGUGAACUAAAGUUUUGUGACCAAGGAUCAUGGUUACCGCCCAAUGAGCUACUGGAUAUAGAUGUAACAGACAAAGAAAAUUUAGACAAUUUUAUAAUAAAAUCAAAUAUAUUAUUUGAGAGCCAACUGAAGCAGAGCCUUCAAUAUUUCCAAAACAAGUUUACUCAAUUACAUGAUGAAUUUAAUCUUAUGACUGUUAAUUUUAUGAGUAAUAAGAACAAGUGGUCCCUACAAGAAGAACAGUAUAUUACUCAAAUAGAAAGUCUUAAACAGAAAAUACAAGAAUAUGAUGAAGAUCAAUCAAGUAAUCAUUCACCUGGUUUAAUAAAUACAGUGAGUCAAUCUUCCUUAGAAAGAAAAUGUUUAUAUUUAGAAGAAAUGUAUACAAAUUUGAGAACCGUAAAUAAAAAUCUUAAAGAAGAGUUUUUAGAAUUCAAAAAACGAGCUAUUUUACAGACGUCUGAAUAUGAACUAAAAAAUUUCAAUUUAUUGACAACUGUUAUUCAUUUAACCGACAAAAUACGAAAUACAAUCCCUGUAAAUGUAUUCAUGCGUCAAAACAGUUACUUGAAUGAUCAUAUCCUAAAGUAUCGACAAAUUUUGGAUAAUAAUGCCUUCAAAUAUAUUGAGUCUGUUGAUUUAACUAAAAGGCUAGACUGUGAUAGACUAAACCUUAUUAGCCGCUUACAUGGAAACACAAAUAUCGAAAAUGGGGACAUGAAUGAGACUAUAAAUAAAAAGCUAGUCUCCAUAGAACAGACUAUUGUUCAAACACAAAUGAGACAGAUUCUGUCCGAGCUAGACAAAAAAUCCAAAGAAAUCGAUGAUCUAAAAGACAAACUUGCAAAAAUACAAGACAAUGAAGCAAAAUUACUUGAUAAAUUACAAUUUAGCCAACCAGACUCCGAAGUUAUUAUGCUAAAAAAUGAAAUAAAAAUUCUAGAAGAAAAUAAUAAACUAGCAAAUGAAAAAAGUCAUCACUUGAGUACCCAGUUGGAUGUAGCACUUGCACAGUUGCGCGCUAAGGAGCAAAAUCAUGUCAAUAAUGAAAUAGAAAUAAAUAUGCUGAGACAUCAAAUACUCGAUCUUCAAUCUAAUGGAAAUAGCAAUAUAAUCAUCGCAAGGCUUAGUGAAGAAAUUCUUUCGUCUCGAAUACAAACUUCAGAAAGAAUUCAAGCUAUUGAUAUUCUGAACUCAAACCUAAGCAAGGAAAGAGAAGUACGUAUCGACUUAAAACAACAACUUUUGAACUACCAAAAACUUUCAGAACACAAUAUUAUUAAGUAUGAAAAUAAAAUAAGGACAUUACACGAAGUUAUAAAUCUACUGCGAGAGCAAUAUAAUGGAUCCAUACCGUUACUAUCAGUCGAAAAUUUUAUAAGCUCCUUGGAAGACAUUUAUCAUAAAAAGUAUGAAGUUAAUGAAAAACUAAAUGAAAUAGAUGAUAUUCGAUCUGAUUUUAUAAGAAAAAACAAUGCUUAUAAACAAAUCAUAGCACUCUUUCAGAAUUCAUGCUUAGACGAAGCUGAAAAUUGUCCUCAUUUAUUGAAAAAUGUUAUAAGUGAAAAUAUUCAAUCCUCAGAGUUGGAAUAUUAUAAAGACAAGCUAAAAACAUUUGAAAGUUCACACAGAAAGUUAAUGGAAAAAUAUUAUGAUCUUGAGAAGAACUUUCAUUUACUAAAUCAACCAUCACACUGGGAUAAAAAAAGCAAUAACUUGAAUGGAAAUGGGCAGCAACAAUUAUUUUUAGAAGAUGUUCAUUCUGAUGACGAAAAAAGUGAAGGAAAUGAAACAUACACCGUUUUGAACGAAAAAAGAAAUAAUGCUUUCCAUUCUCAAAUAAAAAAUAGCAAAAACCAGGAACUUUUACUGCAGGAUGAUAACCAGGUAAAGAAAAUUAUGGAUAAGAGAAAUAAAGUUGACGUAGAAGUUCAAAAAAAUAUUGAAAUAAGUGCAAAAGAAGUGCAAACUGAUGGUGAAAAAAAAGAAGUACAAACUGAUGGUAAAAAAAUUCUCGAGUUAACGAUGACCUUAAAUAAUAUAACAUCAGAAAAUAAACAAAUCGAAAAGCAUCUUUUGGACUGUAAAAAUGUAUGUCAACAACGGCUAGAGGAAAUAAAUUUGCUGAAACGGCAAAACAUAGAAUUCGAUUCAAAAGUAAAAUUAUUAAACGACAGCUGUAAGCAAAAAGACAAAACCAACAAAGAUCUGCAAUCAAUUAUACAAAGUUUAAGGAAACAGCUAGAUGAUCACAAUAAAAAACAAUUAUGGCAGCAACAAAAUACAUACGUAAGUACUAAAGACAAUGAAAUACUUGUUGAGAGUCUUAAAAAAAUUGAUGCUGAUAAAAAUACAAUAUUGACUGAAUAUAAAGAACUUUUAAAUUCUGAAAAGGACAAUUUUAGAAAAAGUACAAAAGAACUUCAAGCUAAAUUAAUUGAUCUACAGGCCAAAAUAGACCAAAGUGAAACAAUUGAACAGGCAGUUUCCAGUGAAAAUCAUCUUAAAGAAACGUCUACUAAAUACGCUUCUAAAAUCGUUGAUUUAGAAGACAAGUGUUUUAAUUUGGAAAGGACCUUGGAAGAAAAUGUCUCAGAAUUAAAUAUAUGCAAAGAUGAAAUAAGUCGUUGGAAAAAUUUGGCAACAGAAAGACUUAACAAAAUAGAACAACUCAGUGCACAAUCUAAGGAUAUGCGCAACCGAGAGAUGGAAUCUUAUAAAUCGGAAAAUCAACAUUGGAUAACGCAACUAAGCGAAACACAAAGGGAACAAGUCGAAUUAAGGAAUAAACUUUCCGAACAGAAAACAAUACAUUACAAGCAGAUGACUGAAAAAGAUAAUCAAAUAGAGCAACUUCGGUUUACUAUUAAGAACCUCAAGACACAAGUCACAAACAUGCAAAAUAUGUUUUCGCUACACGAUCCUAAUUUUGAUUUAUCAGCAAUAGUGGAAGUUGACGAAAUAAGCGAUGGAAUUUCCCAGCAAGGCUCAGAUAAAUUAGAAAUCAAAUUUGAGUCGUCUACAGAUUUAAAUGAUAGUCAAGACGAUGUUAAAGUACCCAGUAGCUCUACGAUGAUUUGGCAAGAAACGUUAAUUGAGCGACUGCGUCAAGAAAAACAGUUGAUAAACAAACAGAAUGCAAUGCUAAGGAGACAGAUCAAGGCCCUGGCUGCUAGAGAGAGACGGGCACGGUUGGACGCACAGAAUCUUAAAAAUCAAGUUUUUCGUAUCACUACGAAUGGCAGUAAGGUGCCAACUGCUGAAAGCGCGGCGCUUCAGGGCAAGAUCGCAUCACUCCAGGCUCAGCUAGGCUCGGCCAGACGGGACGCUCACUCGAGUGUCGCUAUUUGGGAUAAGUGGAAGAGAGCGCAGCAAGCUUCGGAAAGAUGGCAAACAAAAUACGAGGAAAAAUGUCAGGAAAUAAAGAAAUUGGAAGUCAGUCUGAAUUUAGCUAAGUCAGCGGUGAGUAGGUUGGAAAAGGAAAAACGGAUGUUGUUAACAAGUUUAAAUGAAAUGAGACAAGAAAAACAAAUAACAGAAAAACAAGAAGAAGAGAAAGUGGAAAAGCUAUUUUCUUACAGUGAAGCUAGCAAUACGCCGUCUACAGAAGCCCUUCUGUCGCGAAUUGCGGCACAACAGCGGAGAAUCGUUGCGCUAGAAGUUGCUGAAAAGGGAAACGAGCCAUUAGUUUUAGAAUAUGAAAAAUCCUUAGCGGAAAUAACGUCACUCAAAGGACAAGUUCUCAAGUUGGAGUCCACUCUGUUAGAGUCGCAGAUCCGAAGCCCCGUCACUCCUAAGAAGGAUCAUGAACCAGAACUCAAACAUUGGAAAAAUUACUGUGACACGCUGAAGGAAGAGAAUAUGCAGCUGACCCUGCGGCUCAACUCCUGUGAGAGUGUUCCCACCACGACGCAUCAGCAACGAAUCAGUGACCUUGAACAGACUGUACUUACGUUAAGAGGACUAGUUAGUAAGUUACAGUCCGAACAAAAAACUGUGACACCGAGCAGGCGAAUAGAAAAUAUUGGCGGUCGAAGUCAUCCAGAUAAAAUACGUUAUCAACUGGAAACCUAUCGAAUUGAAAUAACAAACUUAAAACGAAGUUUACAAGAUAAGGAUCUGCUGCUGGAAAAGUCGAAGGAAAUGCUCAAAAUGGCCGCCGAGAGAGAAGAAGAGCUGUUGCGUGAGAACUCGGUUCUGCAUCAUCAGCUCCAAGAAAUGAUGGAGAGUAGAGGCGGAUUUUUGUCAGCUUAAACUCUUUUCCAGUACCUACGCAUAAAAUUUGAUUAACUUGCAUAGGCACUUAGCUAUUUUUAAAUGACAA